Alternaria ethzedia is the source of this 1980-nucleotide messenger RNA. RefSeq lists its product as uncharacterized. The transcript has 9 exons. The coding region runs from base 1 to 1980 and encodes 659 amino acids. NCBI's taxonomy places the organism in Eukaryota, Fungi, Ascomycota, Dothideomycetes, Pleosporales, Pleosporaceae. The record is from RefSeq and is a predicted model, not a curated record.
AUGACAGACAUUCUAUCCCACUACUACAAGUCACUCACACUCCCAAUGGAUCCUCCCGAAAGCAACAAGAAUCUGCCUGCUGCAGAAACGGUGAAGGUCUGGCGUCUAAAACAUCACUGGGAAGGGGGAAUAGCAUUCGGCUAUACAAACUGCAAGGAGAUGAGAGAACUUCACCAAAAGCUAUUCCCGAAGUUCUACGAAGACGAGAACAAACUCGAGGACGAUGACGAGUGGGACCCCAUGGAGGUUGAAGAUAAACCUAAACCUAUGUUCAAAUGGAAACGUCGCGACGGGACGGCCCAGGAUCUUAAAAAACAUUUCCCUGAGUAUAAGUGGCCUGAUGGAGACUUGUGGGGGACUCUGAGGUGUGAGUUUAGUCAGGAAGAAUUGCUUCGGAUAGGUGUGCUAAACUUCUUUUCAGUGCUCAAGAAGGUGAGGGAAGUGUACCUUCUAUCCAAAGAGGGAGCAGCAGGAGCAGCAGAUGCAGUAUCGAAAGUGAGGGAAAAAAGUGAGGGAAAGAGGGAGGAGAACGAGAAGCUGGAGGAUGACGCUGAGAUUAUACCAACCAUGGAAGAACUCCUCGUCAUAACAUAUCCCGCAACGCUUCCCAAGGAAGGCAACAUUCCUGAUGAGAAGAAAAUUAAGGGCCUCACAAAUCUAUCAGCCCUUGAGGAUUGGGUCAAGAAAGUGAUGAAGGACGCGGGUAUACCAGGAUGGGAAGUUGAAAAUAUUGGCAUGACUACCGUCGGCGCGGCUAUCAAAGAGUACAAUAUCGAGGACGGAGGGCCUCUCGAAUUUGUCGCAAUUCCAGAGGGUCCAGAAUGGUGCUCGGACGGGAAUGGGCGAUGGGCUACGGCUGGACUUAUGGCAAGACUAAGUGGUUGCAGGGUCUAUAGCGUAUACUACGGUAUCAAAACGAAAAAUUCCGCCACCAGCGUCAAGACCACUACAGGCUACACCAAUAUAUUUCACAUCGCUCACAUGUUCGAUCGGGGGUUGUCGUCACCGCCCUUUUUAUUUGCGGCAUGCAAACACUAUAUCGCCCAAAACGAGAAAGAGCUCCAAGAAGCCAAAGACAGUGAUGGAGGGGGUGUGCCUCUCCACACGGAUCUUGCGAACGGGGAUAGCGGAGACGGUAAAUGGAUUACCACAGGCUUUCAAGAUGCAUACCUCCGGUUCCUGGCCGAAAAGAAGACUGGAGACGAGAAGGAGAAAUUGAAAAUGGAAGUCAAAGCCAGAUCUGUCGGAUUGUGUCGUUACAUUGCAAGGGAACUCAUGGAGAGAUCGACCAGAGACCCCAACCUACCAAGAUGGGAAUUUGUGGACCUGAGUCACCUGAGCAAAAUCGCCAAGGAGCUGAUAUUGAUCAAGCAUAAUAUCAAAAAAGAAGACUGCGUGAAGGUGAAGGGGUGGGAUAAGAAAAACUACGGCUUAUGGAUCACUCCUGGACUACUCUCCGCACUGGAACUCGCCAAAGUAUACACCAUACAAUACGAAUGGAAUUCCAGCGAAAAAUGCUUUGCAAAGACCGGCCACACAAACAAGCACGCUAUUGCGGGCAAGAUCAAAGCUGCCGAGCGCCUGGGUUGGAGUUGGAAAAUAAAUGCGACGGUUAUCCUAGUGAAGAACCAGGAAGAUCUUAGGAAGCUGCGGCAUGAGGAUGGGGGGCCUAAGCUGUUUGCGCCAUGGGAAUACGAGGGUGAGGAAGUCAUAGGUUGGAUCACAAAUGGCGCAGGCGUCAUCCUUAGCAACGGAAGGAGUGAGGGCAUCACGAACCACGCAUUCCUGAAAACACUUGUUGACGAACUCGUCGAAAAAUCGGGCUUCCAGGGAUUGAAAGCCGAAGACCUACGUAAAGUCACGAGAAAAGCGAUUAAAAGGAAGAAAGAGGAAUACGAAGACGAAGGCCCAGUAGAGAUCCUCGACGAAGAGUGGAAGGCUGAUAAUAAUGGUCGGUGGGCUACUCCUGGAUGUGUGUAA